UUAUAAAUACAGUGAUCGCUUUAUAGGCCCUUCAUUACCCCCCAACAGCAUUUGUCAAAGUAAUGCAGUUAUCUGGAAGGGUGUCCCCCGAAUCUUUCAUUUCGAGAAAAACCUUGAACUUACCAUUGAAGGUCGUGUCUCGGGUGGCCUAAUAACGAUACUAUCAACCGAUAAUGAAGGCAUGAUCUUGACUGAUAUUGCUAUGUAUCCACCAGAACUUGCUGAUCAGAUGACGUUUAUGACGAAUAGAGAUGGAGAGACUAUGCAGGUAGUCUUACGAAUGCCUCCAGAGAUGGCUCAGCGGUUAGAUGACGAAUGUAUCAGUGUUCACCUCGAAAUUAGGAUCCCCUCUACUAUUGAACGAUUCGUAAUGAACGUGAAAAAUGUUGAAGUGCAACUGCACCCCUCUGUGACUCAUGUCGAUCAUAUGGAAAUCAAGACGUCUAAUGGCGAAUUGGCUAUGAAGGAUUGGACUGGGAGUAUCCUUCGUUUAGCUACAACACAGGGCAAACUUAAGGUUGGACGCCUGGUAGCAGAGGAUUCAGUGAUGCUAGAGAAUAGUAAUAGUAUGAUUGUCGCUACUGAUCGAGUCGAAGCUAAAAGAGAGGUUCAGAUUAAGAAUGUAAAUGGUCAUAUCAGGGCCUCAAGUGAAAUAUAUGCACAUGAUACUAUCUUUAUCGAAUCCAGUAAUCAAGCUAUUCAACUGGGCAAUAUUGUCGCUGAUCAUGUCUCGAUUCGUACCUCUAACGGGAAGUUGUUCAUAGAUUCAAUACAAGCUAAAACUCAAAUAUUGACUCAAACUUCAAAUGCGCCCAUUUCACUUUCUAUUCUUGGAGACAAAAAUAAUAAAGUGAAUGUGUUAACAAGUUUCUAAAGCCAAAUAGAUUUGGAGGAAGAUUUGUUUUCAGCACAUCUCAUGGAGAAGUUCUAAUUGAUGGUGAAGAUAAUAUUGAAUAUGAAUAUAAUAUUAGCUAUCUUAAGCAAGGUGUUAGAAAAGGUACAGGUGAUAAAGGGGACCUUACUGUUCAGACGAGCAAUGCUAAUGUUCAAGUUUCAUUUGAUGUUUAAUAUAAAUAAAUAAUACAUAUUCAUUAUAUAUAUGCAACAUGCUUAUUAAUAUGACUAUAACUAUGAAUUUUUUUUUUUAAAAAAAAAAAAAAAAAAA
Molecule: messenger RNA, 1165 nt
Organism: Cokeromyces recurvatus
Lineage: Eukaryota; Fungi; Mucoromycota; Mucoromycetes; Mucorales; Mucoraceae
Exons: 2
Coding region: 182-874 (230 amino acids)
Source: RefSeq, a predicted model, not a curated record